This is a messenger RNA of Erythranthe guttata (spotted monkey flower), 1230 nucleotides long. Its product is annotated as WD repeat protein. The record is from RefSeq and is a predicted model, not a curated record. Lineage: Eukaryota; Viridiplantae; Streptophyta; Magnoliopsida; Lamiales; Phrymaceae.
CCAACAACAGAAUCAAACAUUUUGUCGAGAUGUACUGAAACAGAAGUCCAGUUCAUUGACAACAGAAUGCAGCAAAGUGCAACCGCCACCACCUGCCACGGCGGAGUGAUUGGGCUGCGCCAUCCGUCGCCGCCGCAUUCCUGUUAUUUUUCCAUUCCUCCGAUUUGCAGGCAUCAAUACGGCCGUAUACAUAACUGGAAGCCGAUAAGUACAACAAUAGUGGUGAAAAAACAUUGCAGGUUAAGUGUUCGAUCAAAUGCCAAAGCGGCGAAGGAAUGGGACGUGGAGCCAUACGAAGCUUCUCAGAAGUAUUACUUAGAGGAGCAAGACGUGGUGACGUUUCUUGAUCCUCCGAAGGAGCUCAUUCCGUUGGACCCUUCUUCAUACAAUCCCGCUUCUUAUCUUUGGAAAAAAAUUGAUGACAUUCCGGAGGAAAGACGAUAUAACCUGCUCUCGCUGCUAAACCCCAGACUUGUAUCAAGAGCUUGGGAGGUAGCUGGAAGCCGAUAUGAGGAUCCAAAAUUAGCAAAGAAAAGUGCAUCUGCCUUUCUAUCUGGUGUAGAUUGUGCUGGUAAACUUGAGUUAUGGAGAUUUCGAACAAGUGGAGCCCCGCUUCAAGUUUCUUGGAUAAAUAACUGCCAGAAGGUAAUAUUCGGCUGCACAGAUGGGAAAACCUAUGGACGACUUAUUGGUGGAAACCCUUUAUCAAGAAUCAUCAAAUCAUCUAGCCCAUUGUACUUUAGUGUCAGACAGGUCAACGAAGUAUUAUCGACAGAGGAGCCUUGUGAUUUAGCUUAUGAAUUUGGAGAUGGACUUCUUAACCUUCCCGAAUAUCCACAAGAAUUUCCUAAACCAGCAAAACAUCCGUGGCCGUUGGAUGAUCAAGUUUAUAUAUAUAUUCGCCACGUGGGUCCAGGAGUGGUUGUGGGGCAAGCAUGGCAAGAAGGUAAAGCAUUGGAACAAGUACCUAAGAAGCUUUGUAGUGAGAUCUUGAUGGUGAAAGAUUAUUCCUCUUUACCCUAAAAAUUUCGCGAAUAUUGUUAAUUAUGGAGAGUACCCGUUUUGAGUUGUUGUAGCGAACUUUCGACAGAGUUUUGUUUACAAACGAAACCAAUCGUUACAAGUUCAUGGUAUAUGUACAAUAUUAUUCGAAACGAGUAUAUAGGAAUUAUUUGUAUAACUUUUUAAUUUUGAUAUUAAUGUUUGUAUACGUAUGUCUUCAAUUUGUCU